This is a messenger RNA of Indicator indicator, 2781 nucleotides long. It is a transcript of the gene PDLIM3, whose product is annotated as PDZ and LIM domain 3. Lineage: Eukaryota; Metazoa; Chordata; Aves; Piciformes; Indicatoridae. The record is from RefSeq and is a predicted model, not a curated record. The transcript has 8 exons. Gene Ontology annotation, biological process: actin cytoskeleton organization; heart development; muscle structure development. Gene Ontology annotation, cellular component: stress fiber; Z disc; filamentous actin. Gene Ontology annotation, molecular function: actin binding; muscle alpha-actinin binding. The coding region runs from base 84 to 1178 and encodes 364 amino acids.
UGGCAGCACCCUUCCUCCUGCAGCUCAGCAGCUCACACUGACCUAAGGAAAAAAGAACAGUAAUCAAAAGAAGUAAUUCCACAAUGCCACAAAAUGUCGUUCUCCAAGGACCGGCACCCUGGGGAUUCAGGCUCUCGGGAGGAAUAGAUUUUAACCAACCCUUAAUUGUAACCAGGAUUACACCUGGAAGCAAGGCUUCAGCUGCCAACCUGUGCCCUGGUGAUGUUAUUGUAGCUAUUGAUGGUCUAAGCACAGAGAACAUGACACACAAUGAAGCCCAGGAGAGAAUUAAAGCAGCUGCACAUCAACUUUGUUUGAAAAUAGAGAGGGCAGGGACUAAAUUAUGGUCUCCACAAGUUUCAGAAGAUGGCAAAGCACAUCCCUUCAAGAUAAAUUUAGAAGCUGAACCACAGGAUAUGAACUACUUUGAACACAAGCAUAAUAUUCGGCCCAAACCUUUCAUAGUCUCAGGCCGAAGCAGUGGAUGCAGCACUCCUUCAGGGAUUGACUGUGGCAGUGGACGCAGCACCCCCUCUUCAAUUAGCACGGUUAGCUCUAUCUGCCCCACCGAGCUGAAGGCAGUGUCUAAGAUGGCCCCUAACGUUCCCUUGGAAAUGGAGCUUCCUGGUGUCAAGAUUGUACACGCUCAAUUUAACACACCCAUGCAGUUGUACUCAGAUGACAAUAUCAUGGAAACGUUGCAAGGCCAAGUUUCUACAGCUCUGGGGGAAACACCCGUAAUAAGUGAUCUAGCUCCCAACUCAUUAUCUCAGUCUGAUGUGUACAAGAUGCUGCAUGCCAACCAGGAGGAACCCAGUCAGCCUCGCCAGUCUGGCUCCUUUAAGGUGCUCCAGAAUUUAGUCUCCGAGGAAGGUGAUGGACGUCCUGCAGGUACAAGGAGCGUGAAAGCACCUGUAACAAAGAUGCCUUCUGCCACGCCUGGUGCCCAGAAAGUGCCACUGUGUGACAAGUGUGGGAGUGGGAUUCUCGGAACAGUGGUGAAGGCACGCGACAAAUACCGGCACCCGGAAUGUUUUGUGUGCUCUGACUGUGAUCUCAACCUGAAGCAAAAAGGCUACUUCUUUGUGGAGGGCCAGCUGUACUGUGAAGCUCACGCACGAGCUCGCAUGAGGCCACCGGAGGGAUAUGAAACAGUUACAGUUUAUCCAAAGUGCUAGUCUUACAGUAACACACAAAUACAUGCAUGCACACAAAAAGCCAUUAACUGUUUAGGACUGCAGUACAAGUGUCAGGACUCCUGCUUGAUUCCAUAAUAGAAGCUUUUUAACCUUUUCUUGUGGGAUCCUGAAGAGGGUGGAAAUCCCUACAAGACAGCAGUAGCAUAUUAUACCAGUAAAAUUCUGCUAAAACUUUAGAGUUGCCAAUAUAACUCAACAUAAACCAACUAUAAACUAAAAUAGCUGUACUGGAAUUAAAAAAAAAAAAAAAGUGAAACAGCUGAGGUAUAAUUACUACGGCAUAUAGACAAGUGCUGUGAUGAAGACACUAUUUUUAACAUAAACUAAGUAUCUGUGAAACUAUCAAAGCCAAAAUGUAACAGGCUGGGCCCUAAUGAACUUGGAAACCUGGCAGAUCUUUACAAAAGCAGCUAUUUAACACAGAUAGUACAAAACAAGUUGUUCACAUCUGCUUCCACCAUCUAUUAUACAACUACCGAUUCAUGUAUGCCAAAAAUACAUAUGCUUACUUCACUUCAAAUUUGGGGUUGUACUGACUUCAUAUUCUGAUGCAGCAACUGUGACAAGGAAUAAAUGUUAAGUCACAAUAAAAUGGUUGAUUAGUAAGAAGCAAAAAAGAAGUUCUACAUUGUUUUAAUGACUUGCAAUGAAAUCGCCAUUCACAUCACUUAGCAGAAAAUUGUUCUGAAGCAUGCACACACAUUAUUAUUUUUUUUUCCAAAAACAAACACCACAAAUUGAGAAGGAUAGUAAAUUUUUAAAACCUUUCUGCAGAAAAGGGUAUUGUUUUCUGCAUCUCCAUCUUUCCAUUUCCAUAACAGAGAAAAUGGGGAAACAUCAUGAUAAUAUCCUCAUUGCUGGUAAACUAAACCUUGGACCAGACUUCACAUCAAUUUCUGAAACUUUUUCAGGGCUACAUUGCAUUCAAGUAGGUGCCAGCUACCUAUACACACCUGACAACCCAAAACUUAGAAUUUCCAAAAACUGUCAACACAACUCACAAAUUAUUUGUCUUGAAUCCACUUCUAAGCAGAAAAACCUACAAAAGUGUACAUCUACAAGACUAGCAGAAAUUAACAACUCAGUGGCAAACCAUCUUAUAUACUUUUCUCAUUCUACAAUAUAUGAAGCUUUAGAUGUAAGAAAAAUAUGGAAUCAAAAUAAAUUGUAUGUACUUUAUUUUAAAAAUUCAGAUAAGUCCCAAAGACUCAAAGACUUUUCAAAAUGUCCCAAAGUAUUAUUUCAGAAUUUAAAUGCUUUAACAACGUGUCACUGCAUUUAUAAUUUAUAUCUGUAUAUCAAAAGAAGACAUAAGUGUUGCACCCUUUUUAAAGGUUAGUUUCUGAAUUAUUUGGGGGCACAAAAUGUAAUUCUGCUCCUCAUUUAUCAUUGAGGCUACUACAUGUAACGUUAAUAUUUUUCCAUUUGUAAAGCCCAUAAAACACAUUUGAAAAUCCUUCUGAAAGUGAGGGUAUACAAAUAAGGUCUUUUUUUUUUCCUAAACCUAAAAUGUCAUCAGUGUUUUAAAAUAUCUGCUUAAUGUUCAUUUCAGUAUGGAGUAACUGAAAGUGAAAAUAAAUCU